Molecule: messenger RNA, 696 nt
Organism: Penicillium brasilianum
Lineage: Eukaryota; Fungi; Ascomycota; Eurotiomycetes; Eurotiales; Aspergillaceae
Source: the annotation of a GenBank genome assembly
AUGCAAGUAGGCCUGCCAAAGCUACUUGAUGUCUCUUGGCCUCGGCAACAGUCGGGCCAGGAAUUCGUCUGCCAAUCGUACAAGCUGAUGAAAAGGCUGCGGAGAAACGGAAACCACGUCAAUAUCCUCUGGGUCCCUACCAGCGCGGACAAUAAACUGCUAGGUCUGGCCAAAGAGCAAGCCAGGACCGCGACCCAGAAGGAUGCCGCCCUACAAAAAUCUGGCCCCAGGAUGAAGUCGACAACACUGAAGAUCGCUCGGUCUCAAGCAGCUCCCAGCAAUGACUUACCGGGGAACGUAGGAAGACACGUGAAACGAGUAGAUGCAGCACUGCCAGGGAAACACACUCGACAGCUGUAUGAUCCAUUAUCGUGGAAAGAAGCGAGCGUGCUGGCCCAACUCCGGACUGGCAUGGCCAGACUCAAAAGCUAUCUCUGUCGGAUCAACGUGGCAGACACGAAUCAGUGUGCAUGUGGACAAGCGAGUGAGACCGUGGAACACUUCCUCUUCCGAUGUCGGAAGUGGACCACACAUCGGACGGAAAUGCUGCAAUGUACCCACACUCACCGCGGUAACAUAUCAUUUUUCCUAGGCGGAAAAUCGCCUUUGGAUGACACGAAUUGGACGCCGAAUUUGGACGCAAUGCGAGCCUCGAUACGAUUUGCAAUCGCCACGGGCCGACUCGAUGUCGCCUAA